AUGCAGGAGCGGUCAGUGAGUAUCUUGCACAGUGGCUCAGAACAAGCUUGCAUUGGAGUGAUUGGCGUUGUCGAAUUCGACCAGCCUUUGUUCCGCCUGUUCGAUGUUGAGUUUUAUAAGCACGAUGUCAUCUGCAAAGCGGAGUGAAGUGUUCCAACAGUUCGCACGAUACAAACGUUCUCUCAAAACAUCGACGGAUUCCUCUCAGUGAGAAACCAGCCUCAACAGCCAACUGCCGAAUACACACUUCUUACCCGGUAGAAUUUGUAUGUAAGGAGGAAAGCUGCAGUAAGGAAAACACCUUGAUGUGCGUCUUCUGCAGAGAUUAUGGAAUGCACAAGGUAAGCGGUCAAUUGUGA
Messenger RNA from Haemonchus placei, 359 nucleotides. The record is from the annotation of a GenBank genome assembly. NCBI's taxonomy places the organism in Eukaryota, Metazoa, Nematoda, Chromadorea, Rhabditida, Trichostrongylidae.